AUGAGUAAUACGGUGGGAUUCGCAUGGCAGAUCCCAUGCUCGGGGCUCCGGGCCUCGAGUAUGCUGUCAACGACCCUCCGGCCUCAAUACCGCAAUCUUCGCCUACGGCCAAGCAGCAUACGGAGCAGCGCACUCAGUAACAUCCGCUGGUCUAGCUCAUUGGGCUCUUUCCCUCCAUCCGCACGGCCCUCGGUAUCCCCCCUCUCGCCCCAGCACUCCACGCCCGCCCCUCUGUGGACCAGAACGAAAAGAACCCUGGCUCGCAAAUCCUCGCGAAAGCCCGAACCUUCGCCUAACGCAACCCUUGCCUCAGAAGCCGAUCUUAAGACCGUUUUUCCCUCACAAAUAUCCACCAAAUUGGCCAACCGUACCCUGGCAGUCUUACAUGCGCGGAGGUUGGAGGGUACCCUGGAUUUGGAUCUCCCCGCGGAGAUCACUCGUGCCGUCACCCAACCACAACUGGACAUUGCUUUAGAAUGGUUACGGCAGAAAUAUCCGAUUGACGAAGAUUCCGCAAUUCUAGCUCGGAUUGAACGGGAGGAGCGAGAGGCGGAGGAGAAAUUGGUGCGCCGCGCUGAGCAGCUCGGCCUUUACAAGCCACAGAGCGGCUCAUACGAGGCUGAACUCGGCGAGGGAAAAUCGAUCUAUGGAAAGAGUGUGCUUAAAGAGGCACGUGAGAAAAACGAAAAACGUUUGCUAGCCGAGAAGGAACGGAAGCGUCAACAAUGGUUGGAAGGUGAACACGAGGAACAGGAGCGACUGCAACGCCAAAUUGAAGGCAGCAAAGCACUUCAACAAUACCAGGAGUCGGCUUUGAUGGAAGCGCGUCCGCGGGCGGACCCUAACGAACGGCCGUUGCUUGCUUGGGUUCAAAAGCACCAUAUUGCGGGAACGCAUAACCAAGCAGACGCUGUGGACAUGACGACGACCCAGCGCCUGCUGUCGUCUAUACUGUUCGCUAUCGGUGUUCUCGGCUGUUGCUAUGCAUUCGCCCAGAACUAUGAGGCGCCGACAAGAAAGGAUCGCCUCUGGCCUAACAUUCCUCCGGCCGCGGCAACAGUGGGGGCUAUCAUUGGUGCCAAUGUGGUCGUUACAUUGAUGUGGAAAUACGUUCCCCCCGCGUGGCGAAUGCUGAAUCGCUUCUUCAUCAUUGUUCCCUUUUAUCCCAGCGCGCUGAGCAUGAUUGGCAGCACUUUCAGCCAUCAAACAUGGAGACAUCUUUCCACAAAUAUGAUUGUGCUGGGUCUUAUGGGAACUCGAGUUCACGAUGAGCUCGGCCGUGGAAACUUCCUAGCCAUUUACUUCGCUUCCGGCGCUAUAGGCUCCUUGGUAUCCUUGUCUCGCAGCGUUCUAUUCGGAGCUCUUGCCACCACUUCUCUCGGUGCCAGUGCUGCUACUAGUGGAAUUGUCGCUGCAUGGUGCAUGUAUCAUUUCGAUGACAAAAUCACCAUGUGGAUUCUCCCGCAUGACUUGCGAGAUAUCAUCUACACACAAGGUUGGAUCUUCCUCGCCUGUAUUGUUGGCACCGAGAUUCUGAGUAUGGCGACACCGGCUCGCUUCCUCCGAGUCUUCCCCUUAUCCAGACUUGCCAAGAUGGACCAUGCAGCUCAUCUUGGUGGGUACUUCGUUGGUACUGGGUGUGGUUACGUUCUCACUCAGAGGAAGAGGGAAAAGAAGGCUCGGGAGUCGAAUUGGUUUGAGAGCCUUGUCCGGUAG
This is a messenger RNA of Penicillium pulvis, 1716 nucleotides long. RefSeq names its product rhomboid protease PCP1. The transcript is spliced from 5 exons. Gene Ontology annotation, cellular component: membrane. The record is from RefSeq and is a predicted model, not a curated record. Bases 1 to 1716 code for a protein of 571 amino acids. NCBI's taxonomy places the organism in Eukaryota, Fungi, Ascomycota, Eurotiomycetes, Eurotiales, Aspergillaceae. Gene Ontology annotation, molecular function: serine-type endopeptidase activity.